Messenger RNA from Musa acuminata AAA Group (dessert banana), 1366 nucleotides. RefSeq names its product DNA polymerase II subunit B4-like. Gene Ontology annotation, biological process: heterochromatin formation; leading strand elongation; DNA damage response. Bases 687 to 1142 code for a protein of 151 amino acids. NCBI's taxonomy places the organism in Eukaryota, Viridiplantae, Streptophyta, Magnoliopsida, Zingiberales, Musaceae. The transcript is spliced from 3 exons. The record is from RefSeq and is a predicted model, not a curated record. Gene Ontology annotation, molecular function: chromatin DNA binding; protein heterodimerization activity. Gene Ontology annotation, cellular component: epsilon DNA polymerase complex; CHRAC.
AUCCUUUGAAAAAAAAAAUUAGUUUGAUAAAAAUAAUAAUAAUUUUUUGAAUACUGGAAGGAUAACCAGGUCAGGUUGGAUCUUCAUACUAUUAAGAUUUGAAUGACUCUAAAAUAAAACGGAUUUUGGAUCGGAUGAUCCACUGAUUGGGUCUUAGCGGGCAGGAUGGAUUAGAACAGCAGACCCCAUUCUACCUAUAAUUCGCUUUUAUUUGUAGAAGAAUUAGAUUCGUGUACAACUAAUUAUCGGUGGGAGAACUGCCCACUCAGUCAAUAAAGUAUUAAUCUAAAUUAUACUCAAAUUAAUCUAUAUACUCUUUGUCACUAAUAAUUGGAUAAAAGAUAUACGAGGAACACAACAUAUCGUCAAAUAGUACCAAUAAAUGAGUUAUGGGUGCAUAACAAAUUAGAUUCAUUGCGGUCUGUGCAAGCCCAAAACCCAAACAUAAAAAAAAUUAAAAUAAAUAAAUUAAAUUAACCACUCCCCAAAUAAAUCAAUAAAAAAAUCGAAUAAUUUGUUAUAUCACUUUGGAAAUGGCAAUGGUAACCAACGACCGUUCCGUUAUUCCGCCCGCUUUGUCCUGUUCUUGCAAUUGUAAUCCCGCCGUUUAAAGAGGCGGUUACAGCUCUGCUAUAUAACUUCGAAGCGGGAAGGCGAGAGACGGGAAGAGAGAGAGAGAGAGAGAUAUGAAGAAGAAGUCGGGAGGAAGUGACGGAGAGGGCGGAUCGGGAUCGGCGAGGCGGGCGAAGGGCUCGGAGACACAGGUGGAUGUGUUGCCGAAGGAGGUCGUGUUGCAGAUGGUGAAGGAUAUGCUCGCUCGUCUGUCCGACGAGAUGGGGGACGAAGAGGAGGUCGUGGUGGAGGACGAUGUGCUCCUCGCAUUCACCGAGAGCACUUGUGCCUUCAUCGACCAUCUAUGCGCCAGGGCAAGGGAUCUUUGCAAGCAAAGUGGGAAGGAGACGGUGGAUGCUGAUCACGUUCUCGACGCCCUCAAGGAUAUCAACUUCCCCCAAUUCGUUCGAGACCUUGAAGCCGCUCUGGAGGCGUUUAAAGAAGAAAAUGCAGGAGAGAUGUCUGAAGAGAAAGCAACAACAGAUGAGUGCCAGAAACAAGAAGACGAGCAGAGAAGCGAGGACAGCUAAGAUGCUGGUGAGGAAAGUAGCGAGGGAAACAGUUGCCUCUGAGGAAUAGAGUUCCAUCUGUUCUUUUGUGUACAGUGCUGUUUUGACUGAUGUGAGGAUGAGGCUUUUAGUAAGUCUUCUUGAAAUGUACGACACUCUUUCAUACCAAAGCAUGCCGAGUACAAAGCCCCAACGAGCGCCAGAGAGUAUCGCCUUCGGUGUUUCGUGAGUUCUUAAGAGUCUCU